Glycine soja is the source of this 4676-nucleotide messenger RNA. RefSeq names its product TMV resistance protein N-like. Gene Ontology annotation, molecular function: ADP binding. Bases 223 to 3606 code for a protein of 1127 amino acids. Gene Ontology annotation, biological process: signal transduction; defense response. Lineage: Eukaryota; Viridiplantae; Streptophyta; Magnoliopsida; Fabales; Fabaceae. The record is from RefSeq and is a predicted model, not a curated record. The transcript is spliced from 4 exons.
UUCUGUUCAUCACCUAACCACCCUCUUGAACUAAAUUUGAAGCUUUGCUUAGUGUCUUCUUCGGGCGAAGAAGACUAAGUGCACAUUACAGAAUCCUCCUAAACAACAGUUGAUAAAUCAACGCCAAAGAGAAGCAUGCAUCUUCUUCUUUUUUGCUAAAACUUGUCAGCAAAGUUGCAAAGUAUUAUUGUUGUGGAGGUUUGUGAACGUGAAAGCUUCAACAUGUUACGUGGAGAAUCCUCCUCAAAUUCUCCGAAUGCGUCUUCGCGAUUGACCUACCAUGUUUUCUUGAGUUUUAGAACGGAAGGCACCCAUUUAGAUUUUGCUAACACCUUAUGUACUUCGUUGCAGCGAAAUGGAAUCUCAACUUUCAGAUAUGAUAAACAAAAGGAAAGAGGAUAUGUGAUUUUGGAAAAACUUCAUAAAGUAAUUGAGCAGUGCCUCGUUGUCAUUGUUCUUCUCUCCGAGAACUAUGCUUCUUCCACUUGGUGUUUGGAUGAACUCCACAAGAUUCUUAAAUCGAAGAGGGUGCUGGGGACACCAGUUUUUCCUCUCUUUUAUGAUGUCGUUCCUUCCGAUGUUCGACACCAGAAAAAUAAAUUCGCUGAGGCUUUCGAAGAACAUGCAACAAGACCUGAAGAAGACAAAGUGAAGGUACAAAAAUGGAGAGAAUCCUUGCAUGAAGUUGCUGGUUUUUCUGGCUGGGAGUCUAAGAAUUGGAAAAAAGAAGAGCUCAUUGAAGAAAUUAUUGAGUCGGUAUGGACAAAACUACGUCCUAAACUGCCAUCAUACGAUGAUGGACUGGUUGGAAUUGAUUCAAGAGUUGAGAAAAUGAAUUCACUUUUGAAACUAGAAUUGAAAGACAAAGUUUGCUUCAUUGGAAUAUGGGGCAUGGGUGGCAUCGGAAAGACGACUCUAGCGAGAGUUGUAUUUAAGAAAAUACGUAACAAAUUUGAUAUUAGUUGCUUCCUUGAAAACGUAAGGGAGAUUUCUCAGAAUAGUGAUGGCAUGCUUAGCUUACAAGGAAAACUUCUUUCUCACAUGAAAAUGAAAGACUUGAAAAUACAAAAUUUGGACGAAGGAAAAAGCAUCAUAGGAGGUAUCUUAUUCAACAACAAAGUUCUCCUGGUCCUUGAUGAUGUUAAUGACAUAAGACAACUAGAGAAUUUGAGUGUGAAUGAUCAAAAGUGGUUAGGCCCUGGAAGCAGGAUUAUAAUAAUUACAAGAGACAUGGAAGUACUAAGAUCACAUGGAACAGUUGAAAGUUACAAAAUUGAUCUCUUAAAUUCUGAUGAAUCCCUUCAACUCUUCAGUCAGAAAGCAUUUAAAAGAGAUCAACCAUUAGAACAUCUAUUGCAGUUGUCAAAAGUGGCUGUCCAACAAGCUGGAGGCCUUCCUCUGGCCAUUGAGAUGAUGGGUUCAUCCUUCUGUGGGAGAAGUGAAUCUCAAUGGAAAGAAUUUUUGGAAGUGAAAGAAUACACAAAGAAAGAUGUUGUGAUGGACAAACUUAUAAUAAGCUAUGAUGGGUUACCGCCAAAUUAUAAGAUUUUAUUUCUUGAUAUUGCAUGUUUCUUCAAUGGGUGGGUAAAAGAGCAUGUGACACAAAUUCUAACUAUUUGUGGCCGUUAUCCAGCAAAUGGAAUUGACGUUCUAAUUGAUAAAUCGCUAGCAACUUAUGAUGGAUCACGUUUAUGGAUGCAUGAUUUGCUUCAAGAAAUGGGAAGGAAAAUUGUUGUUGAAGAAUGUCCUAUAGAUGCUGGCAAACGCAGUAGGUUGUGGUCACCCCAAGACACUGAUCAAGCACUGAAAAGAAAUAAGGAAAAUGAAUUGAUUCAGGGUAUAGUUUUGCAAUCGUCAACUCAACCAUACAAUGCAAAUUGGGAUCCCGAAGCCUUCUCAAAGAUGUACAAUCUUAAAUUCCUUGUAAUUAAUUAUCACAACAUACAAGUUCCUCGUGGCAUCAAAUGUCUUUGCAGUUCAAUGAAAUUUCUUCAGUGGACGGGGUGUACUUUGAAAGCUUUGCCACUUGGUGUGAAGCUAGAGGAACUUGUAGAGUUGAAAAUGCGUUACAGCAAAAUAAAAAAAAUCUGGAGUGGAUCUCAACAUUUCGCAAAGUUGAAGUUCAUUGAUCUGAGCCAUUCCGAAGAUUUAAUAGAAAGUCCUAUAGUUUCUGGAGUUCCAUGUCUGGAAAUUUUGCUUCUUGAAGGUUGUAUAAACCUUGUUGAGGUUCACCAGUCUGUUGGACAGCACAAGAAACUUGUUCUAUUGAACUUGAAAGGCUGCAUAAAUCUUCAAACCCUUCCAACAAAAUUUGAAAUGGAUUCUUUGGAGGAAUUGAUUCUUUCUGGCUGCUCAAAAGUUAAAAAGCUCCCCAACUUUGGAAAAAAUAUGCAACAUUUAUCACUGGUUAAUUUGGAGAAAUGCAAAAAUCUUCUUUGGCUACCAAAGUCUAUUUGGAAUCUGAAAUCUCUUAGGAAGCUCAGUAUUUGUGGUUGCUCAAAAUUUUCUACCUUGCCCAACAGCAUGAAUGAAAAUGGGUCUUUGGAGGAACUUGAUGUGAGUGGGACUCCCAUAAGAGAAAUUACUUCUUCCAAAGUUUGUUUAGAAAAUCUUAAAGAGCUCUCUUUUGGUGGAAGGAACGAACUAGCAUCCAACUCAUUAUGGAACUUACAUCAAAGGAUUUCAAUGCAUAGGAGGCAACAAGUCCCGAAGGAGUUGAUCUUGCCUACUCUCUCCCGCUUAACAAGCUUGAAGUUCUUGAAUUUAAGUUAUUGUGACCUUAAUGAUGAAUCAAUUCCAGAUAGUCUUGGAUCCUUAUUAUCUUUGUUGGGCUUAAAUCUAAGUGGGAACAAUUUUGUUAGUCCACCUACUCGUUGCAUUAGUAAUCUUCAUACCCUGCAGAGUUUGACCUUAAUUGAUUGCCCAAGGCUUGAGUCUUUGCCUAUGCUUCCACCAAGUGCUCAAUGCUUGGGUACAACUAAUAGUACUCAAAUGAAACCCUUGAAUUCAGAUGCAUAUAUGCUGUGGAAGAUUUAUGAGUUACAUAUGAAUCAGACAUACUUUUUAUAUACUCAUUCUCUCCCUACUCUGCCCCUUACCCACCCAAAUUAUUUCCAUAAAGUGUGUGCUUACCAAAUGGAAGAUAGACCACAUUUUUUGUUCAUCAUUCCAGGGAGAGAGAUUCAGAAAUGGAAUGAAGUGUUCUUUCUAAUUGAUCCAUCACAUCAUCCAUAUAACAGGCUGGGUUCUGAUUCAGUUGCAUCAAUAAUAGUGGAUGUACCUAACUAUCUUGUGUCUAGUGGAUGGUUAGGAAUUGCAAUAUGCCUAGCAUUGGAACCUCCAAAUAUGCAGCACUCUUCUCCAUCACAUGUGAGUCCACAUCCUGUGGGAAAUGAGGAUACGUGCAUUUAUUAUUGGGCAUGUAAAGUUCCUCAGGGUGAACCUGACUUGACUUUCCCCAUAGGACCUAAAUUUAGCCACUUUGUUUAUGAAUGCAACGAAGAGAAAUGCCAACUUCAAUUGAUAUUUUAUGUGGAGAAUCAUUCUAAGCCAUGGAAGCCAAGAAUAAGGAAGUGUGCUAGCGUUAUGAGAUUUUGCCAAGAAUAAGGAAGUGUGAUACCAAUUCCCCUUUUAAUUACUAUUUAAAAUAUAUAACAUUCUGAUCAAUAGAUUAAAAUUUUCAGUUAAUAACUUCCUUGUAUCACCACUGUUUACCAAUUCCCAUUUUAGUAUAUAAAAUAUAGCACAUGAUAUAUAAACACCACCACUUUAUACCCAAUCACCUCUUUGAUCGGUCAGUGCAUACAAUAAAAUUUAGUAUGGUUUAUUCCCGUACAAUUAAUUUAGUAUAAUUAUGUCUCCUUUUGCUAGUAACGUCAUCCCUCCUCUUCUACGUUUAUUGAUGCUUUCAUCAGCAUAUACAAGUCAUAGGCAUGAUAAACUUAAGAAAUCAUAAUAAUGCAAUAAACAAGAUCACAAGAAAGUGAGUGGCACUGCAAUAAGAGAAAUUACUUUAUCUUAAGUUCGUUUAGAAAAACUUAAAGAGCUCUCCUUUGGUGGAAGGAAAGAACUAGCACCCAACUCACAAAACUUGCUUUCUAUGGAUCUCAAUGUUUAUGAGGCAACCAGAUCUUAAGAGUCAAUCAUGCCUCCUCUUUCCAGCUUACCUGCCUUGGUGUCCUUGGAUUUACCGUGAUCUUAACGAUGAAUCAUUUCCUAGUGAUCUUGGUUCUUUAUCAUUGUUGCAGGAUUUAGAUCUAAGUGGUAACAAUUUUGUUAACCCACCAGCCCAGUGCAUUAUUAAUCUUUCUAUGUUGCAGAAUUUGUCCUUCAAUGAUUGCCCAAGACUUAAAUCCUUGCCAAUGCUUCCACCAAAUUUACAAGGCUUGUAUGCAAAUAAUUGUCCUAAAUUGAAACCCUUUAAUUUGGAUGAAGAUAGAAAUGCUAUGGAAGAUAUUUGAGACAUAAUCACGUAUGGAUCUGGUAUGUUUGUUGUACACCCCAUCCUCCUUCCAUCUCUCUCCAAUGUUUCUGUUUUAUGAUUAUGGUUAAACUAUUUAUUUUGUCCCUAUAGUUAUGUCAUUAUUUUUAGUUCCUAUACAAGAAAAUUGUAAGUUUUAAUUCUUGAACAAUUGUUGUAAUAGUUUAUCAUUGCUAGAAAAAAAUUAUAUAAGCAG